AUGGACUCGGAGACGAGUUCCAGCGCUCCCAUGCCCACCUUAUCACGGCUUGCAUUCAAAGCAGUCUGCGGACAACUCGAGAAGUCGCUCAGCAAUGAGAAGGCUUCCGCAUCAUUUGCUUGCGGGGGCACAAUCCCAGUUGAUUGCACCGUUGCUGCAAGUCUACCAAGGGAUAUCGCCGAGGAAGUCCCAGGACUCGGUGAAAGGCUGAAGUCCUCCAGACCCGUCAACAUUUUCUGGGAGCUCAAGGAUGAGCCCACCCCUCGAAAACUCACCCUUCCACUUGACAGCUCUGUCGAUAACGACUCCCCCGAUUCGCUGACCAGACUUCGUCAACUGGUCGCCGACUCAGACUUUGGCAUUGUUGAACGUGUUCAGCAAGUUCUGCUGCCUGCGAUGCAAAGCCUGACGGGAGAAUUUCUAAAAAUCAGCCGCCUGGACAUUGAACUCUACAAGUUAAAUGCCUAUUCAGGCCCAUCUGGUCUCUCCAAGAGUCACGUUGAUAUCACACGCUCGGCAAGUCAAAUCGGGUCCCUGGUUGUGUGCCUGCCGUCCCCCUUCCAGGGCGGAAACUUGGUCGUGCGUCAUGAGGGUAGGGAAGUCAACUUUUACUGGGAGCAACGAAGUGCCGAUACAAUUCAGUGGGCUGCUUUUUACAGCGACUGUGAGCAUGAGAUCAAGACGGUCAAUCAAGGUGCUCGAAUCACUCUGACCUACAAUCUCUACGCGGUUUCUGAGCUACUUGAGAAGUCGAACCGAAUUAGUGUAAUCAUCGACCCAAAGUCCCUCCCGCUAUACGAGGACUUCAAGAAUCUCCUUGAAACUCCAGCAUUCAUGAGGACAGGAGGGGUCCUUGGAGCAUUCUGCUCCCAUGCUUAUCCACAUGCGACAUCCGACGCAUCUUUUUUGCUUCCACGUGGUCUGAAGGGCGCAGACUUGGCGUUCUUUUCUGCCUUGCAUGCCUCUGGGGUCAAAGUCGACGUACUGCCCGUCAUUCUCGGGCAUGGGGCUCGGGAUCCCAAGAGGGAAUGGUCGGACUCUGGCGAAGAUGAUUGGGAAGAUCAGGAUAAAGAGGACGUCCUUUCGAAAACGGGGACCCCCGAGGAGUUGGAAGAAUCUGACCAUGACUACAACUCCGACCAAGAUGAGCUGGCGUUCAUGCCUGGAAAUGACAAUGACGACGGGUGGAACUUCGACGCACUGCCCGAUAUGCUCGGACGUGAGAAUCAGGCUAAUAAUGACGGUCUUUGGGGCUGGGGGGACCAAAACAACUGCAAUGAAUCCGACCCCGUUACCAACGCCGACAAAGAUAAUGAAGACGGCGAUAACGACGGAGACAAGGGAAGAUGCAAAAAUAAGGGAAAUCAACUCCGCAAAAACGAUGAUCCCCUCGCGUAUUUGGACCUGGGUACAACAGGUCUGCACAAGCACUGGCCAACACAAAGCUACAAGAAGCCCAUUACGUGGGUUACAGCUCCGCGGCCUGAGAACAUGCGCGCGGCGAUGGCUUACAUUACUUACGUGGAUGACGCUUCCCAAAUGCAUAUCCACUCUUAUGCUGCGAUCAUCGCUGUCAUUCCCCCGUGGACUGAGCGUCAGAAACUGUUAGCAAAGCUGAAGGAUCAGUGA
Messenger RNA from Penicillium brasilianum, 1629 nucleotides. The record is from the annotation of a GenBank genome assembly. NCBI's taxonomy places the organism in Eukaryota, Fungi, Ascomycota, Eurotiomycetes, Eurotiales, Aspergillaceae.